Messenger RNA from Pisolithus orientalis, 1209 nucleotides. Its product is annotated as RlpA-like double-psi beta-barrel-protein domain-containing protein-containing protein. The transcript is spliced from 4 exons. The record is from RefSeq and is a predicted model, not a curated record. Bases 59 to 982 code for a protein of 307 amino acids. Lineage: Eukaryota; Fungi; Basidiomycota; Agaricomycetes; Boletales; Pisolithaceae.
AGUCACCCAUCCAUAGCCGAGGCACAUUGGCUGGGCAGGCCCGCAAAGGUUGCCUUGAAUGAAAACAGGCUGCCCACUGUUGCCCACGCCCUCCCUGCUUCGUUUUUCUGCCUCGUCCUUUUCACAAAACUUAGACAAGCCGCUCUUUACACACCAAGUUUGCUUUGCAAGGUUUUAUAUCCACACGCUCUCUACCCGGUCGAUUGGUACAAUGCAAAUCUUUACUAAACUUUCGGUCGUUCUUUCCGUCUUGUUUUCCAUCUGCUCCGUCACUCUUGGUCACGAACACCUUGGCAAAAGAUUUCACCCCAGGCAUCACCACGAUGACCUCGCUGUGCGCGCCCCGGGAGACAUGAAGGUCUGGAAACGCUUUGACAACGCACGAUUCACGUACUACGCUGUUGGUCUGGGCGCCUGUGGUCAGACUAAUGUACCCAGUGACUUCAUCGUGGCGCUUAAUUCACAACAAUACGGUGGGGGCCAGUACUGCUUCCAGAUGAUCACUAUUACCGUGAAUGGGAAGACGGCGCAGGCCCAGAUCAUGGAUGAGUGCCCCGGAUGUCCGGAUGAGGGUCUUGAUUUCUCGCAGGGUCUGUUCACCUUCUUCUCCGAUCUGUCGGCGGGAGUUUUGUAUGGCACGUGGAACUUUGGCUCAGGUUCUUCCCCUACCACUUCUACUCCUGCUCCUCAACCGACGACCACUUGGCAAGUUUCGAUACCUACCACGACGUUGCAGGUCCCCACGACAACGUGGCUGCCAACUACCACAUCUACGACACCGACAACCUCUAGCACCUCGACUACACCAACGACAACCAGUGCUGCUACGUCAACGGUGGCGACUACCACGACGUCGAACGCCCUCGUCGCCGAAACUCCGGCGCCAAGUGGCACAGAGGUUUCUGCCAGCUCGGUCCUUAAUGAUCUCAACUUGACUCUGUUGAGCUUGGGCGGGCUUUUGGUUGCAUGUGAGGACCAGUGAAUGGUCUCAGUCGUUCGAAAGUAUUGGUUCCCGUAGACGGCAGAAAAAAAGGACAAUGCUUAGAUUCCAAAUCAGAUUACUACGUAUACCCAUAUAUCUUGUUUAAACGUCCUUAUUCUUGCAAGGUGGAUGCGGUGCUAUACUAUCAUCUAUCACAUAGUCCUAGCUGGUUACCCUGGUUGGUCCCUAGUUUUAUUUCGCUAAUUGAUGCUUUUGAUGCCUGUGCU